AUGGCAACUGUGAACCCUUUUGAUCUGUUGGGUAACGAUGCUGAGGAUCCGAGCCAGCUCGCUGUCUCAAUCGCUCCAGCGGAGAAAGCUGAUAAGUCCAAGAAAUCUGGACCCGUUUCUGGCUUGCCUGCAAAGUCAGCUGCUGGAAAGCUCCCGUCGAAGCCGCUUCCUCCUGCUCAAGCUGUGCGAGAGGCAAGGAGUGAUGCGCCACGCGGUGGUGGACGUGGAUUUAACCGUGCUCGCGGUGGUUACAACCGUGAGUUUGGAGGUGGUGAUCGUCCUGGAGGUAACAAUGGAUAUUCAGGGGGAUACAGUAAACCCUCAGAGGAAGGAGAUGUUUCAAGGUCUUCUUACGAGAGGCGUGGUGGUGAUGGUGGUGGCGGCGCUCGUGGUGGUCGACGUGGUGGAUCCAGCAAUGAAGGUGGUGAAGGUGAACGUCCUCGAAGGACAUAUGAGCGUCGUAGUGGAACUGGCAGAGGUGGCGACUUCAAACGCUUAGGAUCUGGUCGUGGGAAUUGGGGAACGCCAGGAGAAGAAGUGUUUUCUGGUGAGACUGAAGAAGUAGCUGGUGUUGAGACUGAGAAGGAUGUUGUGGUGAAGCCAGCUGGUGAUGAUGUAGCUGCUGAUGCCAGCAAGGAAAAUGCUGUUCAAGUUGCGGAGGAGAAAGAGCAAGAAGAUAAGGAAAUGACUCUGGAUGAGUAUGAGAAAAUACUCGAGGAGAAGAAAAAGGCCCUUCAAUCUCGUACCACCUCUGAGAGGAAAGUUGAUACUAAAGAGUUUGAAUCAAUGCAGCAACUCUCAAACAAGAAGUCCAACGAUGAAAUCUUCAUCAAGUUGGGUUCUGAUAAGGACAAACGCAAAGAUGACAAAGAAGACAAGGCUAAGAAGGCUGUGAGCAUCAAUGAGUUUCUGAAGCCAGCUGAGGGUGAGAACUACUACCGAGGAGGUCGUGGUGGCCGUGGACGUGGUGGUCGUGGCCGUGGAGGAGUUUCAAGUGGCGGAUUUGGUGGUUACCGUAAUGAAGCUGCGCCUGCCAUUGGAGAUUCUGCUCAGUUCCCAUCUCUUGGGGGCAAGUAA
Microthlaspi erraticum is the source of this 1077-nucleotide messenger RNA. The record is from the annotation of a GenBank genome assembly. Lineage: Eukaryota; Viridiplantae; Streptophyta; Magnoliopsida; Brassicales; Brassicaceae.